GGUUACCGUCCUUGUUCGUUCAUUUGAAGUUUGCGUCAACAUGGCGGGCCUGGAGCUGCUGUCUGACCAGGGUUACCGCUUAGAUGGACGAAAAGCCACCGAGCUGCGUAAAGUUCAGGCUCGUAUGGGAGUCUUCGCUCAGGCGGACGGUUCGGCAUAUUUGGAGCAGGGAAACACGAAGGCUCUGGCUGUAGUGUACGGUCCACAUGAAAUGCGAGGUUCACGGAGUCGGACACUUCAUGAUCGAGCUGUUAUCAACUGUCAGUACAGCAUGGCCACAUUCAGCACAGCUGAGAGGAAAAGGAGACCCCACGGGGACCGUAAGUCCACCGAGAUGAGCCUCCACCUUAAGCAGACGUUUGAAGCUGCUGUGAUGACCCAGCUCUACCCGCGGUCUCAGAUAGACAUCUAUGUCAAGAUUCUGCAGUCAGAUGGCGGUAACUACAGCGUGUGUGUGAAUGCUGCCACUUUGGCGGUGAUUGACGCCGGCAUCCCCAUGCGGGACUAUGUGUGUGCCUGCACUGUUGGUUUCGUGGACGAGACGCCACUUGCUGACCUUUGCUAUGCAGAGGAAAGUGGAGGUGUGAGCUCUUUGGCUUUAGCACUGCUUCCCCGAGGUGGACAGAUAGCACUGCUGCAGAUGGACGCCAGACUGCAUCAGGAUCAUCUAGAGACUCUGAUUGAAGCUGCUAUGACAGCCUGUAAAGGCGUGAGCAAGGUGCUGGAUCAGGUGGUACGACAACAUCUUGAAGAAGUGUCAAUGCUCACAGGAGAAUGACACGGGGGGGGGGGGGGGCAUUUGGACUUUAGAGGGAGACAGUAAUGUUUAUUCUAUUAAUUCAUAACAUUUGCAAUGGCCUUUUGUGUAUAAUGUGGUGAGUGACAAUAAAUAUGUGAACUCUA
Messenger RNA from Solea solea (common sole), 903 nucleotides. RefSeq names its product exosome component 4 (gene exosc4). The record is from RefSeq and is a predicted model, not a curated record. Gene Ontology annotation, cellular component: cytoplasmic exosome (RNase complex); nuclear exosome (RNase complex); nucleolus. Gene Ontology annotation, biological process: poly(A)-dependent snoRNA 3'-end processing; nuclear mRNA surveillance; rRNA catabolic process. Bases 41 to 778 code for a protein of 245 amino acids. NCBI's taxonomy places the organism in Eukaryota, Metazoa, Chordata, Actinopteri, Pleuronectiformes, Soleidae. The transcript is spliced from 3 exons.